GGCUCCUGCAAUCAUUUUGAGACUGCAGCGCGGGUUGUAUGGUUGAUGUCCAGUUAUUUCCAACCCACAUUUUUUAAACAAAGUCUCACUCUCUUCUUGAUCUUGUAUUAGGAUCUAGGACUAAAAAAGCCUUUGGAAUCAUGAGUAAAGUGCAAGGUGGGAUGAAAUGCGUGAAAUAUCUCCUUUUCGUUUUCAACUUCAUAUUAUGGCUGUGUGGCUCAUUUGUGUUGGCAGUGGGAUUAUGGCUGAGGGUUGACCCAGAGACAGUCCAGCUCCUGGCUGGAGAGGAAGCCCCUGGGACCUUCUUCAUAGCCGUGUACAUACUGAUUGGUGCAGGUGGGGGAAUGACGCUGGUGGGAUUCUUUGGUUGCUGUGGAGUUGUGAAGGAGUCACAGUGUCUCCUUGCGUCGUUCUUUGCCUGCCUUCUUGUAAUCGUUGGUGCAGAAGUUGCUGCAGGUGUGUUUGGAUUCAUGAGCAAAGACAAGAUCAUUGAAGAUGUUCAAAAGUUCUACAGUGAAUCUAUUUCAGAAGGUUCUGAAAAUGCCAACCAGACGGCAAUAGCAGCAAUUUACCACACUGUUCUGAAUUGCUGUGGGGACUCCGUGACUAACCCGUCUCUGUGUCCUGAUGAAGACCUAAAGAACUGUCUGAAUGCAAUAACGGACUUUUUCAAUGAAAAGCUCUACAUUAUCGGAUAUGUGGGGAUUGGUGUUGCAGGUGUAAUGGUCAUUGGUAUGAUCUUCAGUAUGGUCCUCUGCUGUGCAAUUCGGAACAACAGGGAGGUGAUCUAGAAAGACCCAGUAGCUCUAGCCUUACCCCUCCCACCCUGCAGGCUUAAUACCGACUCACCAGCUCUUUAUAAUCACAAUGCCUGAACAAGGAGGGUACAUCACAUCUGGGAUGGAGGACAGGGGAGCCCUUUUUAACACAAACAUUCAAGUCCGGGGGUCAAUUUAGUGGUGCGGGUGUGAUAUCACACACUGAAAUGUUGACAGUGAUUUCCCCAUCCCCUGGACAGAGGCAGUUAGACCAGAACCCCUCUCUCUCCUCUGGCAUCUCGGUGACCUGAAUAACUGGCCUCUUACUGCACUCCUCUCCAAGCACAACGUGGCUCAGCAUCUGGCACUACACUGAGACAUCCCCCAUGUUCCUCAUCCUCUAACACUGCCAUGUUCAUGUACCGUCUUCCUCUUUGACGCAGGAAUGUGAUGGCUGAGGAGCAUUGCUGUAUACAAACUCCUUUGUGUGCUGUUUUUAACGUUAUUUAUUCAAUGUCUUGUAACCUCAGUUCAAGGGUUAAUUUUGUGUACAGAGCUACUGUAGUCGUAUGUUGUGUGCUUGUAAAGUUGUAUUUAGGUCAGUAAUCUUAACUUCAGUCAUUGAGUUUUACAUAACUGUUGUUGGGACUUGCCCCUACUGUAUGCAUCAUACCUACUGUAUGCAUCAUUACUCACUAAAUGUCUCAAAUGUGUAUCUUUGUAUAGACAAUACAUUGACUGGCGGAUGGAUAUUA
This is a messenger RNA of Oncorhynchus tshawytscha (Chinook salmon), 1513 nucleotides long. Its product is annotated as CD9 antigen. Lineage: Eukaryota; Metazoa; Chordata; Actinopteri; Salmoniformes; Salmonidae. The coding region runs from base 141 to 791 and encodes 216 amino acids. The transcript is spliced from 8 exons. Gene Ontology annotation, cellular component: membrane. The record is from RefSeq and is a predicted model, not a curated record.